This is a messenger RNA of Triplophysa dalaica, 4300 nucleotides long. It is a transcript of the gene nherf2, whose product is annotated as Na(+)/H(+) exchange regulatory cofactor NHE-RF2. Gene Ontology annotation, molecular function: signaling receptor binding; protein-membrane adaptor activity. The record is from RefSeq and is a predicted model, not a curated record. Gene Ontology annotation, biological process: protein localization to plasma membrane. The coding region runs from base 685 to 2199 and encodes 504 amino acids. Gene Ontology annotation, cellular component: apical plasma membrane. Lineage: Eukaryota; Metazoa; Chordata; Actinopteri; Cypriniformes; Nemacheilidae. The transcript is spliced from 7 exons.
UGAGCUGAUCCCAGAUCUUCUCACUUCAGAGAUAUGAAGAGGAAGAGUUCCGCGUGGAUUUCUGUGAGUUGUCUUAUCAGUUGAUGAUCUGACCGAUACCGUCUUUUUCGUACGCGCGCGCCGCGCACGCACUUCUACAGCGCGCGCUCUCCCAUCCACCUGUUUCGAUCUCAUUAGCGCACUUGAUGCGCUCGCGGAUAGUGUCUGACAGUAUCUAAAACUGUCCUCGAGGGUGCGAACAUCGAUGUCGAGAUUUCAGAUGAAUGUGCAUCACAUUUGUGUAAAAGCGUUAGGAAUGUGACUGGCGGAGAAGGUGGGCUGGAAAAGGGAUCUGCUGACAAACUCUCUGGACUGUUCGUGGGAUAAAGAUUCAGUCUUGUGGGAGACACACUGGAGUGAAGUUAUUUUCGAACCAAGAGGGAUUAAAUUCAUCCAACGCAAAACCCGAAGAUUUGCGCAUCGAAAAGCGCAGUGCGCGCAUUUUACGCAUGGAUUAAAGUGACGGGUUUCACAUUUUUUUUGCGGUGUUAUUCAGUGCGCAUGUGUUAUUUUGCUUUAUUUGAAACUUUGCUUUGUAACAGUCUAGUGAAUGAUGUAUAAACUCGAAUUCUCAGAAAGUGGAAUAAAUGCAUCCUUAAAGAAAUACGGAAAUAUAAGCAAACCUACAGAGAAAUAUUGAUGUGAAUGAACAUGGCGAACACUCUGGAGAGGGAGAUUUUGGAGCGGGAGCUCCGUCCACGCUUGUGUUACGUGACCAAAGGAGACGGCGGGUACGGGUUUCAUCUUCACGGGGAGCGCAGCCGUGGAGCGCAGUGCAUCCGCAAGAUCGAGCCGGGCUCACCCGCCGACCUCUCCGGGCUCAGGUCUGGGGAUCGGGUGGUAGAGGUGAACGGAGAGAACGUGGAGGGAGAGACCCAUCACCAGGUUGUCCAGCGGAUCUUGCAGGUGGACCACCGCACCAGGUUGCUGGUAGUGGACCGGGUCACUGAUGAGUUCCUUAAGUUUCACGGUCUCCCGUGUACGGAGGAGAGGGCGAUAGAGAUGGGGUCUCUCUCCUUGCGCUCGUCCGCCGCAUCCUCCCCCCGCGCAUCACCCCAGGCCUGCGCCACACCACCGUACAGCAGACAGAGCUCAGAGAGCAUUUUAAUAAACAAGAGUCCCGGUACUGCUGGAGUGUUGAACGGUUCUCCGCUGUACAGAGCUCAAGCUCGCCUGACGUCUCCAGUGUUCCAGUGCUUCCCUUCUCCUUCUGAACCCAAGACUGAAACAAUAUCUGAACCCAAUACUGAAUCCUUUGAAUCCAGUAUUGAACUCCACAAUGAAUCCUACAGUGAACACAACAUUACAGACAGGGCUGAAACCAUCACUGACCUCAGCACUGACCACAGCCAAUCAAAAACCAGCACACAGGACCAGAUUCCAUCAGAACGGGAUGUUGUAACCAAGGACCUGCGUCCGCGCUUGUAUCACAUGACCAUGGACAAGCAGGGCUACGGCUUCAACCUGCACUGCAAAAAAUCUCGCGCGGGGCAGUACAUCCGCUCCGUGGACCCUGACUCCCCGGCAGAGCGUGUGGGAUUGAGAGCGAAAGAUCAUCUUAUCGAGGUGAACGGCAGAAGUGUAGAGGGUCUGCGUCACGCUGAGGUGGUGGCAUUGAUCAAAGCGGGUGGCAAAGAGACCCGCCUGUUGGUGGUCGACCCGGAGACAGAUGAGCUCUUUAAAAAACUGGACAUCACCCCUACAUCUACUCAUCUUAAAGAAGACUGUGUGGACGGACCAGAGAUGAAGCGUCCAAUCACAGUGCACUCUGCUUCACCCGUCACUGACGUGUCUAAGAUCUCUCCGCCAAUCAUAAACAUCACACUGACAGAUCUACCAAUCACAAAUGUCUCUCCACGGCACAAGAGUUACGGAAGCUCCUCUUCUCAUUCUACGGUAUCUGAAAUAAGCACCGAACUGACCGAUUCCGACUCCAGCAAAAAGGUCACAGAUUCUGAGCAUCACUCAAGGGACGAGAUCCAUAACGUAAACCGAGAUGGCAAAUCUGAGCAACGUCCCUCAGACCCGUUCUGGGAGAACGGUUUACAUCUAAGCCUGACCGCAGCGGAGGCCAAGAAAAAACUCCGGGACAAACGUGGCAAUAAGAGAGCGCCCCCUAUGGACUGGAGCAAGAAACAGGAAGUCUUCAGCAACUUCUAAAGAAUGCACACAUCAAGAAUAUCAUCUCAGUUGUGUUCAGAUGUAUCCAAUGCAGAGACGGGAUCGAAGAAAUAAAUCUUUGACAAAAAUACACUUACGUCCUCCAUCAUGGAUUUUAAGGAGCGUUUUCCUUUAUGGGAACCUAACCGGAACAAGACCUUCAUAUACACUUAGACAAACUAAAAAUCUUUUUGCGGAAGAACUCUCCAAUUCCAAAAAAGUCACAGCAGUCAAUAGAAAAGGCAAAGGAGAUAUCUUCAAUAUAUUGUUUAGAUGUACCAGAUUCUACAGAGGACAGCAGAAGAAAUGAAAGACAGAUUAGAAAUGUCGUCCGAACGGUUUGUGUUGCAAGUACAGAACUGAUAGAAGUGUUUCUGCUCUAAGAAGGUGAAAUGGACAUGUACAGUAAGGUGUGUCAGAUAAGAAUGUAUCUGCUUGAUAAACAAUAAGACGAAACAGUAGAGAAGAUUACUGAGUGAGGUUGCAGAUGUUUUCCAAUCUGUGCUUUUAAUAUUUGUAAUAAUUAUUAAAACACUAUUCUAGUAUGUAUAAAAUUUAAAUACAAUGUUUUGUGUGUCAGUUUAAUGAAGACCAGUGUUUAAAGGGAUAGUUCACCCAAAAAUGAAAAUUCUGUCAUAAUUUACUCACCUUCAAGUUUUUCCUAAUAAAUUGUGUAAAUGUCUUUGUUCUGAUGAACACAGAGAAAGAUAUUUGGAAGAAUGCUUAUAACCACACAGAUAUUGAUUCCCAUAGUAGGAAAAUUACUUUAUAGUAUUUUGUUGUGUUGAACACAAAAGAAGACAUUUUGAAGAAUGUAGGACAGCAAACUGUGACUACCGUAGUUAUUUUUCCUAUUAUGGGAGUCAAUGGGGGUCGAGAUUUGUCUGCUUGUGAACUUUCCUCCAAAUAUCUUUCUCUGUGUUCAUCAGAACAAGAAAUUGAUAUUCAGACGUGCUCAAAUUUGUUGGUACCCUAACAGCUCAUUGAAAUUAUGCUUCAUUCCUCCUGAAGUGUGAUGAAAUUAAAAGCUAGUGUAUCGUGUAUACUUGAAUGCCUUUGGUAUGUCAUAAAAUAAAGCAAAGAAGCUGUGAGAAGAGAUGAAUUAUUGCUUUUUGUUCUACAAUGGCCUGGAAACAAUUGUUGGUACCCCUUAAAGAAGAUAAUACAUCAUUCAUAUGUGACAUUUCAAACUGAUUUGUUUCUUUUAUUAGUAUCACACAUGUAUCCAAUCUUGUCAUCAGUCAUUCAGUCUAUUUAAAUGGAGAAAAGUAGUCACUGCGCUGUUUGGUGUCAUUGUGUGACCACACUGAACAUGGACCAGAGAAAACAAAGGGAGAGAGUUGUCUGAGGAGCUCAGAAAGAAAAUAAUAGACAAGCAUGAUAAAGGGAAUGGCUACAAGACCAACAAAAUAUUAGUUAAGGGGACCCAUCAUUUUUGUCCUCAACAUUUUCAUUUGUUAUAUUAUUUACAAUAUUAUGUUGGAUAAAAAAUCAAAAGCAACGUCUGAUUUCUAUUAAAUAUGGGAUAAACAAUGGAUCCCAAUUACUUCUGUCAGUUUCAAGUUAUUCCAGAGAAAAUUGUGUAUUCUAAAAAUUUUGUGCAGGGGUGCCAACAAAUUUGAGUAAGUCUGUAGAUUUGUAUGAGUAAAUGACAAAAUUUUCAUUUUUGGGUGAAGUAUUCAUUUAACCCUACUAUUUUAUCAGCGUAAGAUUCAUAGUUGAUUAUAAUGUUGUUGUUUGUUCUGUGUCGUUGGGUUUAUUUUAGUCCGAGCAUCGUGCACUUUCUCUCAAAAUGAUAUAUUUAUUUGGGAUAUAUAUUCUCAUAUGCUGGUUUCACACCAUGACAAUCCCUCUUCAUACCCAUACACAGAGUAUUUAUAGGCAUUACAGUUAUUUCAUUCUUGAUCAAUAUGACUUUGGCAGAGAGUCAUUUGAGGUAAAUCUCCUGAUGAACAUACGUAACUAUAAUAUAUUCAGGGAACUUUAGUUUCUAACCAUGUUUCUUGUCAAUGUAUAUAAAUUGUCUGUUUUACAUUGAAAGGAGUCUUCCUAACCCACUUCUAAACACAAUAUGUUACUUUAUGUGUUUCAAAGAUGUUUU